AUGGUGGUUGACGUUAAUGAGCAUGCACCGUUCUUCAAUCAAACAGUUUAUUAUGGAUACGUUCAGGAGAAUAUGCCUCCAGGUUCGGCUGUUCUUUUCGAAAACGAAACACCGUUGAUUGUGAAAGCAUUCGAUCAUGAUAACGGACCGAAUGGCCUCGUCAACUACCGUAUUGUCUCACCAAUUGAACCUUUCUUCACGGUUGAUUUCGUAUCGGGAGCGUUGCGUACGAAAGCCUCAAUUGACUAUGAAAAGGUGACAUAUACCCAUUGGUUUCUGAUGAUUUCUCGAUCUCACCGAUAG
Molecule: messenger RNA, 303 nt
Organism: Anisakis simplex (herring worm)
Lineage: Eukaryota; Metazoa; Nematoda; Chromadorea; Rhabditida; Anisakidae
Source: the annotation of a GenBank genome assembly